GCUUUAUACAAAAACAGCACCAAACAUGGCCAAAUCACAAAAGCAGACUGAAAAGGCCUCUAAACAGACGCCAAAUGUAGCUUCUCAGGACCUGAGUGCACAAGUUCAGAAACUUGAAGCGUCUCUCAGUACGGAUGACUUCAACCCGAAUCCGCUGUUACCCCUCAUCGCACUCGCGCGCCACAACGAUCCACAAGUCGUCCACAAGGCGGUAUGGGCGCUUCACAGGGUAUUCAUCAAAUAUAUUGUGAAUGAAAAAGUAGCUGGAUUGGGCGGGGAUCUUGUCACUCCUGUGAAAAAGCCGGAGGUCGAAGGAGAUGUCGAUGUAAAGGGCUGGGUCCGGGAGAGAUUAUUGGAAUAUGUUGAAAUUUUGGGUGGGCUUAUAAGAGAUGCCGAACCUGCGUUAAGGUCUUCAUCUAUCCCACUCCUCUUCUCCCUCCUCCCUCCCCUCUCCGCCUCAGCCUCAUCCACUCCGAUCAUCCACAUCCCUUACUUCCGUCUUCUACUCCACUAUUUUAUCUUCCCUAGUCAAUCCUUGCGUGGUGCAAAGCCCAAGCAAAAGGGAUCUGGAUGGAAGAUUGUGGCGGCGAACCAAUGUGAGGAUGAGAAAGGUGUACUGCCGGAGGAUGUGGCCGGGAUUGUCAGUGGAGACUUCUGGGCGGCGUAUGAUGAUAUCAGAUGGGCAUUCUUUAAAGAGGCAGCGCAAUUGGCUCAAACACCACUCACCGCUCCGCAUUCUAAUAACCUUCUCGCCCUGACUCUUCCUCUCACAAACCUCCCCAAAAUUCCUGCCGACAUCAACACUUUCUACCUCCCUGCCUUCUCCUCUCCCCCCUCCGACCCUAACUCUACAACCACCAUGAAGAAGAGUCGAUCGGCACGAACCAAGAAGGGCAAGGCAGCAGCCGACGUCGACGCUUUGCCUGAGUGGAUGAAAGCGUACGAAUCUUCCGAUUCUGAAUCCGAUUCAGAGGUCCAGUCCGGCAAACGCAAGCGCACACGGACAUCCCAACUCUCUAUCCAUGCUUCCAUCUACUCUAUUCCCUCCCAGACAUCCGUCUACACCUCACUCUGGGAAUCCAUACUCUCUUCAGUCCCUCUUGACGAAGUGUGGACGAGAAAGAUUCUUGUGGGUCUCCAUGGAGAGCAGGGUAUAUUGGCGCAUUUUAAAAAGGAGAGGAGGUUGAGAAUUGCCGACUGGCUGGGUAGUUUGGUUGAUGGUGGUGGCGCAAUGGCGAUGUUGGCGAUGAACGGGUUGUUCGUCUUAAUGACGGAGUACAACUUCGAGUAUCCUAAUUUCUACACCCGACUAUAUUCUCUUCUCACUCCCGUUCUCCUGCACACCAAGUAUCGUGCUCGUUUCUUCCGUCUACUCACCAUUUUCCUCUCCUCAUCUCUCAUGCCUAGCACCAUCAUUGCCUCAUUCAUCAAACGUCUCUCUCUCCUCUGUCUCACAGCCCCCCCACAAGGUAUCGUCAUGGUCCUUCCAUUCAUAUACAACCUCUUCAAGAAGCAUCCCGGGUGCAUGGUCUUGCUCCAGCGUAAAUCUUCUGAAGAUUCUCUGCUUGCGGUAUCGUCAUUCACCCCUACGACGACGACAGUGAAUCCUAAGGAUGUUGACCCCUUCGACCCGGAGGAGAAGGAUCCGCUCAAGACGAAAGCGCUCGAAUCGAGUUUGUGGGAGAUUGCAGCGUUGCAACACCAUUACCUGUCUUCGGUCAGCACUCUUGCAAAGGUGUUUAGUGAGCCUUUCACAAAGGCUGAAUAUAACAUUGAAGAUUUCUUGGAUCACUCUUAUAACACUCUCUUUGAGACAGAAGCCAAUAGGCGAAUCAAGAAUGCCCCUGCGCUUAGCAUCGGCAUUGAGACUGCUGGUGGAAAGGAUAUUGCUGCGUUUCCCCCGGCUGGGAAUAAUGAAGGGGAAGAUGAGAAUGGGGAUGUGGUGGCUCAACUUUGGGCAUUCUAGACGUUAACACAGCAUCUCCCAGCUGCAUUGCACAUCGAGACUGAUUAGUUAAUGACCGUUAGUGAUGAUAUCGGAACAGUUGCAGAUAUGGAGUAUCCCUAUUCAUCUUAUCCUCACAUCGAUUCAUCCCUUAUCCUGCUAUA
Cryptococcus deneoformans JEC21 is the source of this 2109-nucleotide messenger RNA. RefSeq lists its product as hypothetical. Gene Ontology annotation, cellular component: Noc4p-Nop14p complex; nucleolus; small-subunit processome. The coding region runs from base 26 to 1966 and encodes 646 amino acids. The record is from RefSeq and is a predicted model, not a curated record. Gene Ontology annotation, biological process: ribosome biogenesis. The transcript is spliced from 5 exons. Lineage: Eukaryota; Fungi; Basidiomycota; Tremellomycetes; Tremellales; Cryptococcaceae.